CUUGGCCUACAAGAAAACAGCUGUUCUGUGUGUUAUUAUUUCGGUAGCUAUUGCCGGCCUUACGGCAUAAUAAAUAUUAAAUAAUGCUAAAAACGUGUACGAAACGCCUAACAAGCAAUUGUGGUGCUUGGCGUUGCCUUGCAACGCAACCAACGUACAUGAAUAUCUUCGAUAGAAACACAAAGCGACUGCAAAAGGAACGCGCCGCGCUGAGCGCAGAUGUGGCGACGUAUGAUUACCUAAAGGAGGAGGUGGGCUUUCGUCUAGCGGAUCGCGUGUUUGACAUUAAGCGCGAGUUCAAGACAGCUGCGGAUAUUGGCUGUAAUCGCGGCUAUAUAUCCAAGCACAUACUUGCCGAGUGCGUGGAGCACCUGACGCUGACCGACACGAGUGCCACAAUGCUGGAUCAAGCGCAGGGCACGCCAGGACUGAAAAUGCGCAAACUGGUGCAGGACGAGGAGCAUUUGGAUUUUGAGGAGAACUCGCUGGACUUGGUCAUAUCCAGCUUGAGCUUACACUGGGUGAACGAUUUGCCCGGCUGCUUUGCAAGCAUUAAACGCAGCCUGAAGCCCGAUGGCGUGUUCAUAGCCUCACUGUUUGGUGGCGAUACUUUGUAUGAGCUCCGUUCCUCUCUGCAACUGGCCGAGCUGGAGCGCAAGGGUGGCAUCGCGCCGCAUGUUUCACCCUUCACACAGAUUCGCGAUAUUGGCUCGCUACUGAAUCGUGCCGGCUUUACCAUGCUGACAAUCGACACAGACGAGCUGGUCAUUGGCUAUCCUAGCAUGUUUGAGCUAAUGUGGGAUCUCAAGGGCAUGGCCGAGAGCAAUGCCGCCUUCAAUAGGCCAGCGCAUCUCAGUCGCGAGACGAUGCUGGCGGCCAGCGCCAUAUACAAAGAGCUCUACAGCAAACCCAAUGAAGAAGGCGUACCGGCGACAUUUCAAAUUAUCUACUUAGUAGGCUGGAAGCCCGGUCCCAAUCAGCCUCAACCGCUGCCGCGCGGCACAGCCGAGGUAUCGCUCAAGGAUCUGGGCACCAUUGUAGAAAGAGGCGGCAAAAUCAAAAUAGAUCCCGACACGUGAACCUGUAGUCUGAUAAAUCGUCAUAAUAAAAUUCAAUUUUAAAGCUUAUUUUGAAACGCACUUUGAAAAUUUAAUUUACAAUCAACUUGUAACUUAAACAAAAAAAAAUGAAAAACAUGUUUUGAUAAAGCAAAAGUUUCAUGUUUAUAAGACGAACAUAGGGCGCAGUUCUAUUUCAUUUGUUUCACGUGCGUGCUAAACUUAAAUUAUGCAUAUACAUAGUUGUUUUUCCUUUUAAAUAUAAAUUACUUAAAUUUAAGUAUAAAUUUGCAUAGUUAGGCAUACUCAACUAUACACAUAGAUAAUAAUAAUCAUUCGUUAGCUCUUGUUAUUAAUCAACUCACUUGCUUAUAUUUGGUAGCACUUGUUAUAUAUUUCAUGGACGUAACUUUUUAUUUUUUGUUUUGUAUUUUUUUUAACGUUGCUUUGUAUUUUGUUUGGUACGUAUAUACAAGUACAAUUUACAACAUG
This is a messenger RNA of Drosophila virilis, 1550 nucleotides long. Its product is annotated as arginine-hydroxylase NDUFAF5, mitochondrial. The record is from RefSeq and is a predicted model, not a curated record. Gene Ontology annotation, biological process: mitochondrial respiratory chain complex I assembly. Gene Ontology annotation, cellular component: mitochondrion. Gene Ontology annotation, molecular function: S-adenosylmethionine-dependent methyltransferase activity. Lineage: Eukaryota; Metazoa; Arthropoda; Insecta; Diptera; Drosophilidae.